ACAACACUCACAGUAGGAGUAGGACACACCAUACGUCCCUGUUCCCCCGUCCGGAUUCAUGCACUGAAAUUUCUGCCAAGAUCCCACCACGACUAUUACCGAUUGCAUUAUUGCAUCUGCAUAUUUCGCCGCGCGUCCACCGGAUUUUCGCCGCCAGCCGAGCCUAUCAUGCACCGUUCUGAGAUAUUUAUCAAGGUGGAGAGAUCUUGACGAGCUUCCUCCUCGCCCGGUAAACCCCACACCAGAGGAGAAGCACUGCAACUGCAGCUUACCAGUACACCAUCUCAAUUCACGGAAGCUCACCAUGGCCAUGGCGACGUCUCCUUCCCCUAAGAAGGUGCUGCUGCCGAUCGUCGCCGGCACAGAGCCGAUCGAGGCGUCCAUCCCCAUCGACAUCCUCCGCCGCGCCGGCGCCGACGUUACCGUCGCUUCAGCUGGCGACGCCCUUCUCGUCGAGAUCAUGUACGGCGUCAAAAUAUUGGCCGACGAGCUCCUGGCUGACUGCGCCGCCGCUUCCUACGACCUCAUCGUCCUCCCCGGUGGUGUUCCUGGCGCUGCGAAUCUCGGUGGUUGUGCGACGUUGGAGGGCAUACUGAGGAAGCACGUUGAGAAGGGAGGACUCUACGCCGCCAUAUGCGCUGCACCGCCGCUGGCGUUGGCGUCCUGGGGCCUACUCGACGGACACAAGGCUACGGGUCAUCCCUGGUUCGUGGAGAAGUUCCCUCCUGAGGUGACCGCCGUGGACGCGAACGUGGUGGUGGACGGCAACGCCGUGACGGGCACGGGGCCGGCGACGUCGAUGGAGUUUGCGCUGGCUUUGGUGGAACAGCUCUACGGGAAGGAGAAGGUCGAGCAGAUCACUAAACUAAUGCUUGUGAGAUACGAAGGUGGGUACAGCAUGAAAGAACUCAACUCGGUCCAGUGGCACUGCAGCGGCACACCCAAGGUUCUUCUUCCACUAGCCAACGGCAGCGAGGAGAUGGAGGCAAUAACAAUCGUGGACGCGCUGCGCAGAGCCAACGCGGACGUCAUUGUCGCGUCCGUCGAGGACGGCUUCGAUGUCACCGCGCGAUACGGGACGAGAAUCGUGGCCGACGUGAUGCUGGACGAGGCCGCCGAUCGGGCGCCGUUCGAUCUGAUCAUCGUGCCGGGCGGCCUGCCGGGCGCGAAGACGCUGGGCCGCUGUGAGCAGCUCGUCACUCUGCUGAAGAAGCAUGCGGAAGCGAACAAGCCGUACGGCGCCAUCGGCGCCGCCACCGCCCAUGUGCUCGAGCCCCAUGGCCUGCUCAAGGAUGCUGCAGGGCAGGAAGGCGACGACGUGCGCAUCCAUGGCCGGGCUGCUCGCCGACGAUAGCGAGUGCGAGAACAGGGUGGUGGUUGACGGGAACGUGAUCACGAGCAGGAGCCCCGGCACCGCCAUGGAGUACGCGGUGGCCGUCGUCGAUAAGAUGCUGGGCCGCGACGAGGCGCGGCGACUGGCGGAAGGCCUGCUCUUCUUGGCCUGACCCCCCGUGGCCGUGUGGUGGAGCUUCACAACACAAGCUGUUGCCGCGCUGGCUCGCCUGAUCAUCCCGACAAUAACAGCCGACAACAGUGGUGGUCACUGGUCAUCAUCAAAUUAAGUCCCGUUCAUUCGCACUGUUCACGGUCACUUUUACAUUUAACAUGUCAUCAGGACUGUAGCCUCCACUGAGAGCGACUCCGAAGUCCGAACAUAGAGGAGAACUACGCCACACCCGUACUGUGUUGUGUUUUGCUGCCGGGGCAACGGCGGCCACGAGGUGAUGGUUCCGACGAGGCAAAUGUGUGCCCAUGCAUCAAAUCGCCCCUAAACGUUUGCAUCA
Messenger RNA from Hordeum vulgare subsp. vulgare (domesticated barley), 1844 nucleotides. RefSeq names its product protein DJ-1 homolog A-like. The transcript has 8 exons. NCBI's taxonomy places the organism in Eukaryota, Viridiplantae, Streptophyta, Magnoliopsida, Poales, Poaceae. Gene Ontology annotation, molecular function: protein deglycase activity. The record is from RefSeq and is a predicted model, not a curated record. Gene Ontology annotation, biological process: protein deglycation, glyoxal removal; guanine deglycation, glyoxal removal. Bases 305 to 1354 code for a protein of 349 amino acids. Gene Ontology annotation, cellular component: cytosol; nucleus.